ACACAUGCAUGGGCCCAGGCAGGCGAUGCAUGUGCUCUCCCUGGCUCUCCCCCCCCCCCCUCCUGAGCCUGCACAUUUCGUGCAUUCAACAAAGCCUCUGACCUUAGCACGAGGCGGUGUGGAGAGAGAGCGAGAGCGAGAGUGAGAGCGAGAGCGAGAGAGAGAGAGCAGAGGAGAGGUGACAGCUCUUAGUCAUAGACCAAUGCAAUACUAACUCUCCCCCAGACAGACAGAGGAGCAUUGGGAGGGAUGAUAAGAAGACUCCGUCCUCAUCUGGAGCAGGACGAUUUACCAACCAGAAAGUCUGAGCACUCAUUUAUGCCUAUACAGCAGUUGUUUUUCCCAGAAGGAUGCUUUUGGAAAACUCCAGGAAUGAAGUUCCCUUUGUCUUAUCCAUGGAGGCAAGAAAUCAAGGGCUCUGCUUGGUUGAGAGAUUUUGUUUGCACAUUUUAAUGCUACAGGAUCUGCAUUGAAGUGCCCAAUUCUCCCUCCUGUUUCUCUCCCUAGGAUCACUCCCCGCCAUGCCUCUGUUCAGCUGGAUGAAAUGGUCCCGUGAAGCAGAAGAGCCAGUGAAGGAUGAGGGGCCGUGCCUGCGGAGCCCGGGGGCAGCGGCCGGCCACAUGUUGCUCAGAGAGCUGCUGUGGCAUGUGGAGGAGCGAGAGCGCCUCGCUCGGCGGUUGGAGCGCGAGCAUCGCCUGGCCCUGGGCCUCCGGUGGUUCCAGAAGUACCCCAGGCUGCGGACGCUGAUCCCCGCGGCCGAACUCCUGCACCUCGAGGGCCUGUGCUCUCGGGUCCCCCCAACCCACGCCGCCGCCGUUCUCUCCAGGUUCCGCGAGGCGCUGGCCACCGACCGCGUUCUGCCCUGGGAGCCAGUGUUGGUCUUCAAGCAGGUGUUGGGAGACUUCCUCAGCAGAGAAGAAUUGGAGGAAGUGGAGCAUUCGGGGCCCCAAGCCGAGCUCCGACCCACGGAGGCAUGGACCGACCGCUACCAAGUGAAGCGUGGCCUCAUCACUCCUACCGCGCUGACAUGCACCGAGCCGGCGAGGGAGGAGAUCCCCACCGUCUCUGGAUAUGUGGACCGGGCCAUGCAGCGCUCUGACUCUUUAGCUGGCUACAGGGACUGGGGUGUUCCUCUACACUUCCCAGUUCCUGUGAGGGCCACAGUAGGAUAUAGCACUACGAUUUGAAAGGGGAAACGAUUCCCACAAAGAAACUCUGGGACAUGAAGUCCAAUCCCGGGGUGUCCUGAAACCAUGCAUGUUCCUUUUUAGAUUGUGUACGUCUUCCCCUUCAGCUUUAAACAGAGAUGCAUGAGAUGGAGCCUUGUAUGAACAUUGACCCCAUGCCAUGGUCAAAAACGUUAUUUUUCACUUAAAAGUGCAACAAAUGAACGUCCAAUUAAAGUUACAUUAUAGGGAAUGUGAAGUCACGUUUACCCGGCUACAUUCUCGUGAGACAGAACCAACAGGAGUAGUAUGUGAUUUGGUUAUAGGCUGAACUUUCAGUAGUAUUUGGGUGGAAUAAACCUGAACUCAAACUACGUUAACCAAGAAAUUAAUAUUUUUUAUCUUUCAAAAACACUCAGGUCCUAGAACUGAAGACGAAUCGAACAACUUAGGCAGCAACCUAUCAACCGUUCACCACCAAUUUAUCUCCAUAAUGAUAAUUUCACAAUAACUAAACAAUUAACCAAAAAACAUGACCAGGCACGCCGCAACGGUCCAUGCUCACUGCUUCCAAAAAUGGAGGCCGUCGGGCUGUACAAGCCCAUUAAUCGUGACUAAUCAAGUCCAAGAACUGGACCGUCAUUAUGAAAUAAAAUGUUGCUUUGGCUUGUGUCGUCGUUUUUUUACAUAACGGAUUUCAUAAUACAUUAGGGAACUUUUGUUGAAGAAAAAUUAGUGGUUCAAAUUUUUGAUAGGCCUAGUCGGGCAACACGUGCUACGUGGUCACAUUUUUCGUUAGAAAGUACAAUUUGAGCAAUGAAUUUCAGCCUACAAUAACAAGCAAGAUAUCCCUGUAACUAAAUUACAGUUAAACCCGAGCUGGGUGUAGCUCAUGGUAUAACUAGGCCUACAACUAAACUUAACUCACCAAUUCUGUACUGGUGAUGUCGUCUCCGGCUUUUCUGUGACUUCAUCUGUAAUUCUGAUAUUGGUGAACUGGGACCCAAAUAUAAACCACUCUGUAAUCUGCUCUGGUGUAAUAGAACUCUUCAUAUUUAACUUGAUGAAACAAAUUGAAUGAAACACUUGUUACAGCACGGGGGACUUCUCGAAUGACCUUCGAUGUCGAAUUUCCAAUGCAGCUCACUUCGCCACGUCGUGGUUGGAUGAUGUCAUGGAAAGUUUAACCGCGACUUCUAUCUAUUUCAUGUCGAUUGGGUUUUCAAUUAAAAUAGUCAAUAAUUCAUUAAGGAAUUUAUUUAAAACGGCAUUGUUUAAAGAAAUAAAAAAUAUAACAAACUUGAAAUUCAUGGCCUCCUGUCCAGGCACUAUCAGUUACAAUAAAACGCUGUACAGUUAAUUAGUUCCAGAAAUAAAAAAAGGCACCAACAAAAGUACUACUACAGUUUAGGCUAUUGAGAGAGUACUAGAGCCAUGAAAACACCAUUUGAAU
This is a messenger RNA of Gadus macrocephalus (Pacific cod), 2619 nucleotides long. RefSeq names its product RD3 like (gene rd3l). NCBI's taxonomy places the organism in Eukaryota, Metazoa, Chordata, Actinopteri, Gadiformes, Gadidae. The transcript has 3 exons. The record is from RefSeq and is a predicted model, not a curated record. The coding region runs from base 522 to 1187 and encodes 221 amino acids.